AUGUGGGGCGACGUCACGAUGUCGAGCGCCGCACACUCAACGUGUGCGACUGUCCUCAUCUGCCUCGAGAACGUCCCCAACGCCUACGUCACCCACGCGCCAAAGUUUGCCCAAAGUUGGUCCGAGCCAAACCGCUAUGCGGGCCCUGGAGAUGCGUUGCGGGACGUGCCUCGCGUCAGCCUCAGCUCAGCGCACAUACGGCUGAUGUCCAGCGCCAACGAAGGGACAUCGGGAAGCGCGCCGGCACCGACGUGCAGCGAUAAGCUCCGUGACCCUGACGCCGCCUACACGAUGCUCGCGCUCGACAUCACCAACAUCGCGGCGACCGUCACGACCAUCGUGCUGCUGUUCUCGCCGUUCCCGGACUUCCGAAGGAUCCACACGCAGCAGAGCACGGGCGAGGUCCGCGUGCUGCCCGUGCUGAUGCUGGGCGUCAACUGCUACACGUGGGCCAUGUACGGCUUCCUCAGCGACACCUACUUCCCCGUCAUGUCCAUCAACGCCUUCGGGGCGCUCACGUCGCUCGUGUUCACGCUCGUCUUCUACCGGUGGACUUCGGACCGACCCGCGCUGCACAAAAUGGGGGCGAUCGCCGGCGGCUGGGCGUUGAUAGUAUUGCUCUUCGCGGUGCUCUGCAAGACGGACGUCAUCCCGCUCUCGUCCAAUAUCCAGGAGCAGAUCGUCGGAUACAUCGCAGUGAUCAUCAACGUCGCGCUCUACGCGUCGCCGCUCCGGACGAUGAAGCUCGUGCUGCAGACCAAGUCGGCCGCCUCGCUCCCCGCCACGAUGUGCUGCGUGAACCUCGUGAACGGAUCGCUUUGGGUGUUGUAUGGUAUCCUCGCCAACGACAUGUUCGUGCUCACUCCGAAUGCUAUGGGCGUGGUGCUGAGCUUCAUCCAAGUGGUGCUGUGCAUUAAGUUCCGACAAAGCGGACGCGUCGAAGCUCGCGAUUCGGUGGCCGACACCAAGUGCGACGCGGUGGUUUUGUCUCCCGUGGUGGGGGGUUUACCCACUGACGUCGUGAAGUCGCCGGUGUACGAGGCCGUUGAGUCUCCCGUUUGA
Molecule: messenger RNA, 1062 nt
Organism: Phytophthora sojae
Lineage: Eukaryota; Oomycota; Peronosporomycetes; Peronosporales; Peronosporaceae
Exons: 3
Coding region: 1-1062 (353 amino acids)
Biological process (GO): carbohydrate transport
Cellular component (GO): membrane
Molecular function (GO): sugar transmembrane transporter activity
Source: RefSeq, a predicted model, not a curated record